AUGAAAGACAAAGAUCCUAGUUUUGAUGGUCAUAGUAACAAACGAGAUGGAGAUGGUGUUAAAGAAGCAGAAUUUUCGCCAAUUAGAGGAUUGGUAGUUGAAGUGGUAAAGAAAGAUGAUGGUGGAGGUUUCAGUACACCUCAAAUGGAUAAGAUGGGGAAUACAGAUAACCUAACCUGUUCACAAUUCUUGGAGAAUCCUGAAGUGUUGGCAACAGCAAUUAAAAUAACGGAUAAGGCUGUGUUGGAAAGUUAUAAAAAGGAGAAAAAUAGAGGGAAGAAAGUCAUGGAAACAGUUGAGGUAUGUGAAGAAGAUGAUGACCAUAGAAAAAGGGGGAAAAGAGAUCAAAAGAUACCUGUAUACGGAAAAUCACAUUUUGUUGAAAGGAUAGUUAGAAUGAGUGAUAAGGUGAAGAAGGAUGAAAUGUCAUUAUACAACUCGGUUUUUGCAUCGAAAAGAGACUAUGGGGAGGAGAUAUGGAACAUUGGUAGCGGGCAUGUAUUGCAUCAAGGAUUCGCAUAUCAUUUUAAAAGCAACACGUUUAUUCAUGCGAUAAUCAUUGAUUGUUGGUCAUCCUUACUCAACAGAAUGGAGGAACUCAGGGAUGUAGGAUCAUUUUCUAGAGUAUUCUUUGACACAAAUUUUUUGGCAGAAGAGAUACUGGGUGUAUCAUUGUCACCUGAAAGAACUCAAGAAUUAUUUGAUUCGAUAUUGAAACUCCACCUUAAAAGUCUAGCAAAACAGAAAAAGUUGAAGGAUAUUGGACUGGAUUUCUUCCCAAUAGUUGAUAGAAGAAAAUACUAUCUGAUAUGCUUUGAUCUAAGAGUUCCAACAUACUUCAUUAUAGACCAUGUGACCCGAAAUGGUUCUGUUGAGGAAAUCUAUGGAAUAAAACACAUUCAUGUGAAAAAGUUGCUUGGGAACUAUUUGAAAACAAAAUAUUACCAAAAGUCAACAGCUUUCCACAAGAUUAAAGCGAGUGUAAUGAAAAUGACAUGGAAAGUAGAGAAAGAAGGAUCAGACUGUGGAGUAUAUCUUAUGAGGCAUAUGGAGUCAUAUAUGGGGGAAAAUGAAGGGCGUUGGGAUUGCGGUUUUACAAGAAAAAAGCAGACUGAUUUACUUGCAUUAAAUAAUCUACGAAUCAAGUACAUGGCAAGGCUUAUGAAAUCAGAGUACAAAAAACAUAAAAGUAUGUUGGAGAAAGAUGCAGAAGCAUAUGAGAGGCUUGAUCCAUUGCAUAUAUUGGCUAUAAUGAAUGAAGUGAAGGAAAUAAGGGAGAAGCAGAAACAUGGGAGGCGUCGAUUUUAAGAUGGGAGUUUUAUGAUGUUAGGAUGGUUGGUUUUCAAAGACGUUUGGUAGUAUGUUUGGCUUAAGUCUAUGUUUUCUUAUUUUGGUCUAGUAUUGUGUGUUUUCGGGUAACAAUUUAUCAUGGUAGGAUUCUUAUAUGGUGUAAGACUUUUGGUACCAUUGUUUGUUUUGGUCUAACUUAUUUGCAAUGGAAAGUAUUAUGUUCUAGAAUUGUUUGUUUUUUAGAAACAGAUUAUUGUGAAUGGUGUUUGUUGUAGUAGAAUUUAUUUUUU
Molecule: messenger RNA, 1580 nt
Organism: Lactuca saligna
Lineage: Eukaryota; Viridiplantae; Streptophyta; Magnoliopsida; Asterales; Asteraceae
Source: the annotation of a GenBank genome assembly